AUGUGCAAGCCAUUUAAAGAAUUGGAAACUGUUCGACAUCGCGAGCACAGGAUGGUCCUGAGGGACUACAUUGGGGCUAUCACGCGUAACUCUAUCCGGCUUCUGGCGAGAAGAGGGGGCGUCAAGCGCAUGUCCAAACCAGUCUAUGAGGAGGUGCGAGUUGUCUUGAAGAAGUUCUUGGAUAACCUUAUCGCUGACGCUGUGAAGUACACCGAGCUAGCCAAGAGGAAGACGGUCACAACGAUGGACGUUGUGUAUGCUUUGAAGAAGCAGGGCCGUGUUCUGUACGGCUUUGGGGGUUGAGACGUGUGAAAUACGUCACUCUGCUUCGGGAUCCAAUCCUUUUGUCGAAAAAAAUGGAUUCAAAUCUGAUUUCGGACUUUUAACUUUUUAAUAGCGACUGGUGUCGAAUAAAUACUUUCUAUUUAUCAUCUAA
Haliotis rufescens (red abalone) is the source of this 436-nucleotide messenger RNA. Its product is annotated as histone H4-like. The record is from RefSeq and is a predicted model, not a curated record. Gene Ontology annotation, molecular function: protein heterodimerization activity; DNA binding; structural constituent of chromatin. NCBI's taxonomy places the organism in Eukaryota, Metazoa, Mollusca, Gastropoda, Lepetellida, Haliotidae. Bases 1 to 303 code for a protein of 100 amino acids. The transcript is spliced from 3 exons. Gene Ontology annotation, biological process: nucleosome assembly.